Messenger RNA from Paracoccidioides brasiliensis Pb18, 2331 nucleotides. RefSeq lists its product as uncharacterized. The record is from RefSeq and is a predicted model, not a curated record. The coding region runs from base 1 to 2331 and encodes 776 amino acids. The transcript is spliced from 4 exons. Gene Ontology annotation, molecular function: DNA-binding transcription factor activity, RNA polymerase II-specific; DNA binding; zinc ion binding. Gene Ontology annotation, biological process: DNA-templated transcription; regulation of DNA-templated transcription.
AUGAAUCAACCAAAGCAGAGGAGGCUGGAAGAGCCGAAGAAAAGGGUCUCUACCACCUGCACAAACUGCCGUGAACGACAUCUUAAAUGCGAUGGCGGGCCCGUCUGCUCGCGUUGCCGCGUGGAUGGUCGACAGUGCAUCUUCAUUCUCUCCAGGCGAGGGCGACGACCCAGUGUUAAACAUGAUACCAUAAGUAAUGCCGCGCAACUGUCUGAUUUGCGCAGUAACAGCAAGUCCGAAGGAGAUAAUGUGGAAACGGGAUCCGAAUCCGCCCUUCAUGAAGAGACGAAUCGGUCUUCCACUCGUUCAAGCUCGCAGCUCCGCCAAUGGAUGACAAGUGUGCCAGACCACUUUGAUUCUGCUGAUCUUCAUAAUACGUCGGAGGUAGACGACGUACUGGAUGGAUUUCCCAUUAUCAAACCAGCCAAGAACGCUCAUUCCGGCCAUUUGCUUGAUAUAUUUUACUCUAGGGUCUUCUUCUCCCAUCCGUUUGUCCUACCUCGCAAAUACCUUGUCGAAGAAUUUGAAAGGAGGGAUUUGGAGCACUUACAGGCCGCGAUUGAGUAUGUCGCAUCCUUCCAUGAUCCAGUCAUGCAGACGGACUAUUUCAGAAAUGCCGCCAACUCGGCAUUGUUAAAUAGAAGCCUUACUCCUGAUGUGUACAUGGUUCAAACGCUGCUUUUAUUUGCCAUUGCUUUGCACAUGGCAAUGGAAUCGAGCUUGGCGAGCUCCACUCUUUCAUCAGCCAUCGAGCUUGCAGUGGAGCUAGGCCUGAACAGCCGUCAGUUCAAUUCUGGAGAUGCCUGCUCGGUACACGAGGAGAGCUGGAGAAGAACAUGGUGGGAGCUCUAUAUUUUUGAUGGAUAUUUAGCCUCCCUCCGGCUGCAACCGCACUUCACAUUACACGCGAUUCCCUCAGAUGUUUUGCUACCGUGUGAUGACCUGGAAUAUUUAACGGGAAAAAUCCCACCCCCUCGCUCACUCGAAGAAUAUCAAACGAAAAUAUGCCCAGCAUUUUAUGAUGAUAAAUUCUCAUCAUACAAUUGCCGCAUAGAUUUUAUUCGUAUCUUUGGCCAACUAUACAAGCCAGAUCAACCAUAUGGGUUGUCAUUAUCCCCAUCGCCACAGUUAUCUCCUGCAUCCACAUCAAACUUCUCCAUGCCGCAAGCCAACGUUAUCGUGACAGAUUCUAAUGUGGCCCUAUUCCCAAACAAGGGUCAAUCGAGAACCAUCUCAAGUAACCGAUUAGCUCCCUUAGCAAGAUCUUGCUCCUCGUCUAUUCAAAGUUACGAUGAUUAUCAUAGCCAACAUUCAAGUAAGAACCAGCGAAGUACCAAUUUACCUGGACACGCGGUUCUUCAAAUCCCUGGGUCCGAUGAAUCGAAAUUUCCACAGCAGAACAUGGACCACUCCCCACCAACAGGAGAGACGAAUAUCUCUCCCGAGCCACAGUCUGCCCAAACAUAUUUAAGACGUCCCUUAAAGCGUGCGGGCAGCGAAUAUUGGAGCUUUAUCCCAUCGAAAUUUGGUAAAUCAUGGGAUGAUCUAUCCGAGACAAUCUAUGAUUUGGGAGGAUUUUCCGAUUCGCCAUAUUCAUCUACAACCGAAUCUACAAAAUCUAGCAACUCAGAACUGAAUAUCAGCUAUGAAACAUGGCUCAUAAAAGUCCCUCUAGACAAAACGUUUGGCAUCGUAUCUUCGAAUGCUCACUCAACACUAUAUCUCGGCGGCGAAAUUCAAAAACUCUUUGCAAUCCCCAAGGGCUGCGAAUUCUUCGGUCUAAACGGCGAGCAAAUGUCACCAUUUUUCUACCUCCCUUCCCGCUCCAACCCAAAGGAACCUCUGGCCCCGAAAUGGUGGAAUGCCGACUUCUUCAUAUCAGGAACCCGAACCUUGUCCCCAAAAAUCUUGUCCCGAUUCACCGGUCCCCUAGCCACCCUUCUCCCCACAGCAACACAAAUAAAAUACCCACACCCGUACUGGAUCGACACAGUCCCCAUUCCCCAGCUUCGUGACGCCAUCAUCCUCGCCAUUUAUCACGCGCCUCACUUGAUCGACGAGAUGGAGCUAAUCAUCGAUUUUUGUGACGCAGGGGGCAAGUUUCGAGGCGGGGGCCACUUCUGCGACCCAAGCAAUUGGGAAAUUGGCGAUAACUUUUGGCUCAAGUGGGGAUUCCUGAUAAGCCCCGAUAUGAGACGCCAGACAGAUCGGUGGAGGCGGUUGCGGGGUCUCCCUAGCAUUACGACAUCGGGAAAACCGGGAGAUAUAUCGAUAACUGGAAUACCGGGUAGGCGGUCGAAAGUUUUUGGCUAUGUACCAGAGGAAGUGUGA